CUGUACGUCAGAUGUGACAGUUGGAUCACGACUAAUCGGGCCACGCUUAGUUGCCCCUGUUCCGCUGAGUGAUGAAGGCAAAGCAGAAGCUCUGCGCAGGUGACAAGUCGCAUCUAUCCCACUUGAGCAGGUAAGCGCUGCGACACGCCCAUCUGCACCGGGCUGUCAAUCACGAGCAGCACGACGCGCAAGAGAGUCCCGGCGGAUUGAGUGUCGGUUUAGUGCCUCUUCGGACGUCCCCCGUGAUGCUGGGAACGGAUUACCGGCUCCGUGCCCGCUGAUUUUCGGAUGAGGGGAUUCGAACCCUCGAACCGUUUCCACGCGGGGACGCGCUUCUCCGAGAAAUGUCUCUCCUGCUCCUCCGGGGCCCGCCGCCUCCGCCGCGCGUCUUCUUCUUCUUCUCUGUCUGGAUCCUCGCGUCUACGGGCGCGCUGGAGACGAUCGACCCGGACAGGCCGGAGCUGAGCUGCAGCGAGGGUUUGAGCGACUGCGGCGUGAUCUCAGACUCCCCCCUCGCUGCCGUGCCGGACGACGCGGUGGACGUCGCGCGCGUGCGGCUCCGCGUGGUGCUGGGGUGCUCGGCCGCGCAGGAAUGUGAGCCGUACCUGCGGAUCGGCAUCGCGGUGCAAGACGUGGUCGGUGGAAACAAGGCUUCCGGGGACCAUGACCCCGACGAAGAGGACUUGUUUGGAAGCAACCCACCGGCGUAUGGAAGCGGCGCCUCGGUGCCCCCCGAGCAAAGAGCUCUGCUGGCGGUGUGCAUCAGUUCUCCCGGCGCCCAUGAACUUUGGAGGACACUCCAGUUUAAAUCGAGCCAUUCCGGUUUCAACCGAGCCUCAGCUCCGAGUCCCACGCACCAGCUGCUGUUGACGGUGAAAACAAUGUUCGGCGCGCCGGUUGUGGUCCUCGUCUACACAACCGGGAAGCACAUCAAAAGAAACAUCACAAUCCCAUCGUUGGAAGCGGUUUGCUCCAUGAACCUCGAGAGGACUGAAAAGACAUGUGAUGUUCCCAGGAUCCGAGCGGUGAUUAACAGCGAGAAACACGUGGUCCUGCAAAUGGAAAGCGCCGAAGCCGCGUCCCAGUGCCGGUUGGUGUGGAAUGUGACCGGAGAGGUUCUUGUGUGGCCCAAAGGCGAGGGGGAAAUGGUCCUUCCAUCCAACUUCGUGGCCCCGUGCUUGUGCUUCCAGGUGUGGUGCGAGGGAAAGGAACUCCGAGGUGAAUUCUGCCCUUUCAAACACCAGCAAGAUAUGCUGGAAGGAAUGCAGCUGAGCGUGUCCGUGUCGUUGUCCCAGUCCCCGGUGAGGGAGGGUGGCGUGGGCCUGCUCUGGAAUGUGACCGCCCCCUGCAGACUAGAGGCCGAGCUGAGGCUGUGCAGGCAGGAGGUGGCGGCGGGAGGCCGCUGUGAGGAGGUGACGGGCUCCAGGCUGAGUCUGCACGGCGGCUGGAGCGCCUCGCGAGAGGGACUCUGGAAAGCAGGAGAGUUCAACGUGUCGUCACAUCCACUGCUUUGUGUCCAGAUAAAGCUACAUGGGAUGAAGUCAUAUCUGGAGCCCCAGUGUCCAUUUACAACGUCUCGAUGGAGAUGGAGCCUCCCCAUCUUCGUCGGACUGAUACUGAUGUCUUUGGCCUUACUUGGAGCCUACCUCAUACGAGGGGUCCUAAAAGGAUACAUGUGGAGAUGGUUGAAGGAUGAUGAUGUUAAAGGUGCUGUGGGUGGGGGUCACGUGGUGCUGCUGUACCCGCCGGACGACGGCGACGACCACGACCAGGCUUUGCCGGAGCUGAUGAGUCACCUGGGCUCGUGCCUCCAGGCCCUGGGCUUCAGCGUGUCUCUGGACCUGUGGAGCCGCACCGAGCUCAGCGCCCUGGGCCCGGUCCCCUGGCUCCACUCGAGGCUGAACCGACUGCAGGGUCAGGGGGGCAAAGUGGUGCUGGUCCUGACCCAGGCCGCCUGGGUCCGCGCCGAGGAGUGGGGGGCCCGGAGCCUGGAGAGGAACGGAGACGCGGGGGACAAGGGCGACGCCCCUCCGCGCUGCGGGGACGUUUUCACCGCCUCGCUGAGCUGCGUCCUGGGGGACUACCUGCAGGGGCGCGCCGGCGAGCGCUUCGUGUUGGUGCAGUUCAAAUCGCUCCUGCCCCCCGGCGGCUUCCGGCCGCUGCCGGAGCUUUUCCGCGGCCUCCACGUCUACAGCCUCCCCUCCCAGAGCCUGGGCUUCCUGACCGAGCUGGCCGGUGCGCGGCGGGUGGCCACGGCGUCGGCCAGGCGCAAAAGAGCCGGGGGCCUGCGGAUGGCGUCCCGAGCUCUGGCGCGCCGCCUGUCGGGGUUCACGGCGGGGACGACUGUCCUGCGCCUGGCGGGGGUUGAAGACUCGGGGGAAACGGUGCCGUUGCGGCCUCUUCUUGUCACGCCGCCCUCCAGUCCCGACGCAAACCACAAGGGCGGUGACAUGGAAGCAGUCUGACGGCUCAUGGGGGAGGGGAGGGAUUUAGGAAUGAGCAGCCGGUAAUUAUUGUCUGCAGCUGAUCAACAUCUGGGGUCCAGGGUUCAGGGUUCAGUGCUUCACAAUAAAAGCAUGCACAAAUCAGCGAAGUCAAGACCACCUAAAACGUAAAAAGACAUUUUGGGUUUGAGACCAAACUAAGACGAAAGUGGGUGAGGGAGUCAAACCCCCUGCAAGAAAAUAUUAGUAGGCCAGCAAAAUGAUACUAAAAUGAAGAACCCGUCUCAAAGUAUUUGCUGCUUUGUUUGCCUCUCAACGCGGUUUGUUCUUCUCAAAAUGAGCCGUAACAUUCUAAUGAUUGACGGUUUGCAUGCGUAUGUAGCCUGAUACACUGCUUUACUUUUAACUGUACACUCAAAGGCAAAGUAAGUUACCUCAACAGUACUGUUUUACUUUACUUUAAAUAUGUUUUGCAUUAAACAGCACUACCGUCUGUGUGCUUCAGUAUAUUCAGCACAAAGUUAAAAUAGAUUGUACAAGCGCAGUGGAAGGUGAAAUGAGACACACAGCUUUCUUGUAGUUGGAGAAUGAUUUCCAAAACACUAAGAAGAUGUUUACUAUGAUGUGUGUGUUUUCUAGAGUAAUAUUCACAACUGUGAUAAAAUAAAAAAAAACUACAAACUAACUGACGCUAAUAAAUGAUCCCAAAACAUUUAUUGAACUAAACAUGAGUUAGGAAUCUUCAUAAAUAUUUUGGUGUAUGAUACUGUGUUUUAUAGUACAAUUAUUGAUACACAACUCUGCACUAUUGAAUUAAUAACACUACAAAAGAACAGAUUUAUCGGGGCAGAUGGAAAUGUUGCCCUUCGUCUGGGUCUCUAUCAGGUAAACACGGGUUGCUCUGUCAGCACUUUCCUUGUUGUUAGCAUUGUUAGCAUCGUUAGCUGUGAGCCACAGCCAUAGAGAGGCAGUCAGCGUCCUCCUUAUGGUGUUUGUACAUGUAAACAUGGUUGACUACUAAUUGAUAACAAAGAUUCUGCAUCACAAUCAUAUAAAAAGAAUAUACGUUUCCCCACUGCCCCCCUCAGCUAGCUAACGCUCAGCCCUUUAAUCUCUUCCCAGAUAAAAAUGAUAACUAAUCUAAUAAACCCUGUGAACCACUUAAAGUACACAAUGAAGUGUAGCCUAGAUAGAUUCAUAUGAAAUGUAAUACAGUGUAACUGUAACUUGCGUAUAAUCUCUGCACUUUACCACAAUGCAAAGCACUGUAAAGGUGUUUAUUUUGCAUGUUUUGGGGCCUUUUGUGGUAUUUCAACAUUGGAAAGCUCUGACAUGAAGUUUAAAAAAUAUAUACAAAAAUAAGCUAUUUUCUUAUUCAUACAGGAGAAUAUUUUCAAUUGCAUUGUCCAGGCAUGUCUGGUUUGUCAUACUGUGUAAAGUGGGAUUUGAAUAAAGAACCUGUCUGAAUAUGUCACACAUACUGUACGUCCACAUCAUAGUUUAUUUUUCAUCUUCACUGAGUGUUCACAUCAUAGUCUAUUCAUCUCCACUGCAUGUUCACUAACUCUCCUGUCAUUUCAGAUCCUCCCACCUCGUCACCUGAUUUCCUGCACCUGGUUCUCCUCACCCUCACCUGUGGUGCCUCCCCUCGUCAGUCACUCACUAUUUAAGCCAGUCACAUUCUGUUGCUCACUGCCAGAUUGUCUUGUGUGUUUAAACCAAGUUUUCCAGCGUAACCCGAAGUUAUCCUGUUUUCCUCGACCCCGAUUUACAUGCCUGCCCCGUUUUGGAUUUGUCUGACUGUCCGUGUGCCAUCCUGCUUCUGACCCUGCCUGUCCUCGUCUACGGAUUACCUGCCUGCCCCUCUGGACUCGUUGGCCCCCCGACGGAUCUCCCGGUUUUGACCCUGCCUGAACUUUGAUUAAAACCCU
Molecule: messenger RNA, 4375 nt
Organism: Pungitius pungitius (ninespine stickleback)
Lineage: Eukaryota; Metazoa; Chordata; Actinopteri; Perciformes; Gasterosteidae
Exons: 16
Coding region: 345-2465 (706 amino acids)
Molecular function (GO): interleukin-17 receptor activity
Source: RefSeq, a predicted model, not a curated record